Cryptomeria japonica (Japanese cedar) is the source of this 1243-nucleotide messenger RNA. RefSeq lists its product as uncharacterized. The record is from RefSeq and is a predicted model, not a curated record. The transcript has a single exon. NCBI's taxonomy places the organism in Eukaryota, Viridiplantae, Streptophyta, Pinopsida, Cupressales, Cupressaceae. Bases 273 to 842 code for a protein of 189 amino acids.
UGGUUUCAUUUGGUGGGAGAGCUUUUCCUUCGCUUUGCCCUGUCUCGAUUGAAAGCCAGAAGGCGCUAAAAACAGAGACGGGGCUGUAAACUAUUAUAAAGAAUCAAACAACAUUGAACUGAAAUCAAUUGUUUGAAGAAGAAGCAUUGGUAAGGAAGAUCCAUUUUCCCCAAAUUAUUUUUGUCCUUGGAGGGCAUGGAACAAGAUCCGCCAAUCUACAAAAUCUUGUGUUCGAAUCCUGUGGAGACCAGAUUUCAGUCUCAGAUCUGCUGAUGGAUAAGUACAUGCACCGGUCCUCGCCUCGGCCGCAAAAGGAUUGGGCAGAUUGCAGAAGACGAAAGCCCUUUGUCGAAGACGACAGGCGAACCAGCAUAAUGUCCAAGAAGAUGAGGCUACUCAACGACACACAGUAUUUUACAAAUAACGAUUCCAGCUCAAACUACACCUCUUACCAGGGCCAGGGAUCUGCCAGGACAAGCCAAUCGCCACAGGCGGGGUUCGAUCCCCUCGCAAUUGUCUCCAACCGACAUAAAAUCCCCACACCCUGUUUGCCGCCCUCGGGAGCCAAAGCGGUUAACCGGCGGCUGGCUUGUUUUCUAGCGAGGGAAUACCUCCACCGCGGGACGCUGCUGGGGAAACCAUGGCCGCCACAGGAUUCGAACUCGACACCUCGGGGAAACACCACCGCUCAGCCAAAGAAGAACCUCCGAGGAGACGAAGCUACCAGAGAACAGGAAGUGCUCUACUCUACUCUCACCACGGAUUUCCUCCGCUCAGAUGACAUCCACAUUCCCGGCAUUUUUAAUCCUUCACAGAUGGCCGCUUGGUUUGGAUUCAAAUGACUAGUCUGCUCAAAUCCUAGAAUGAAAAAGCUAAAAGAAGGUUAUGCUAUUAUGCGGCGUAAGCCCCCUUGAUGAUUUCUAGUGUCUUCAUGUCGAGAAGGUGAAAAUUCCUUUUUUAAGUUUUUUCAGGUUAUCUGCUGCGACAGAGAGUUUUCUGUGCAUAAGGAGGGUUUGGAUGCUCAGGCAAUUGACAGAUUCAGAACGUUUAAAUAUGUUUAUGGACGUGGCAUUUUAUGGCUGGACUUAAUGCCUGCAAACUGUUUCCAGUCCAAGGACUGCAAUGAUAUAAUUAAAAAGUUUCGUUCUUCAUUUUUGUUGUAUGAAAGGGAUCCGUAACUUAAUUUUUUAUUUACAGCAGAAAACAGGUUCGAAUCUGGAUUGCUACUCUUAAAAGUAUAGCA